Messenger RNA from Amborella trichopoda, 1180 nucleotides. RefSeq names its product cytokinin riboside 5'-monophosphate phosphoribohydrolase LOG1. NCBI's taxonomy places the organism in Eukaryota, Viridiplantae, Streptophyta, Magnoliopsida, Amborellales, Amborellaceae. Gene Ontology annotation, biological process: cytokinin biosynthetic process. Gene Ontology annotation, cellular component: cytosol; nucleus. Gene Ontology annotation, molecular function: hydrolase activity, hydrolyzing N-glycosyl compounds. The record is from RefSeq and is a predicted model, not a curated record.
GAGAGAGAGAGAGAUUUCUAACACAUUGAGAGAGAGAGAGACUCCAAACAGAUAGAGAGAGAGAGAGGGAAGUGGUUUGAAUGGAUUAAAGAACAUAAGAAGCCUAAGGAAUCAGACCCACAAUCGCAUUUUCAUUAGGCCUAGAGAUAGAGAGAGAGAGAAGAAGACCCAGUUGUUUGUAAAGCCUUUUUAGAGAGAGAAGGGGGUUGAGUAGUUGUUGAAGCGUGAGAGAUUGAGCGUGACUAAGUAGUUGCUGAAGUUACAGGCUUAGAGAGAGUGGGUGAGUCUUUGGAGGCUUUUGCUUAGAGAGAGGAGAGAGAGGGUAUUCAAUGGAGAGAGAUAAAGAGAUGAAACAGUCCAAAUUCAAGAGGAUUUGCGUCUUCUGUGGAAGUAGCCAGGGGAAGAAGAGUAGCUACCAAGCUGCAGCUGUGGAACUUGGCAAUGAACUGGUAUCAAUGAACAUUGAUCUGGUGUAUGGUGGUGGAAGCGUUGGGCUCAUGGGCCUCGUCUCUCAGGCCGUACAUGAAGGUGGUCGCCACGUUAUUGGAGUUAUUCCCAAGACGCUCAUGCCUCGAGAGAUAACUGGGGAGACAGUGGGGGAGGUGAAGGCCGUUGCAGACAUGCACCAAAGGAAAGCAGAGAUGGCUCGGCAAUCCGAUGCAUUCAUUGCCUUACCGGGUGGUUAUGGAACACUUGAAGAACUGCUGGAGGUUAUAACGUGGGCCCAACUAGGCAUCCAUGAUAAACCGGUGGGGCUACUUAAUGUCGAUGGUUAUUACAAUUCGCUGCUCUCGUUCAUCGACAAGGCUGUCGAGGAAGGUUUCAUCAACCCAGCCGCACGCCACAUUAUCGUCUCUGCCCCCACAGCCAAAGAAUUAGUCAAAAAGCUAGAGGAAUACUUCCCUCGCCAUGAAGGAGUUGCUUCAAAAUUGAGCUGGGAAAUGGAGCAAUUGGGCUAUUCAACUAAGUGUGAGAUUUCUAGGUAGAUGGUGAAUGGAUGGGACAGAUGGAAUUUUGGUGCCCAAAGAUGGAGAUUUAAAGAGCAACAAGGAAUGUUUUCUUGGGUCUCAAGGAUCCAGAAUUUUUUGUUUGUAAAGUAACAAUAGGAGAAAUCCCUCAAUAGAUGUAACUCUCACUUUCUUUUCAUGAUAUUUGGUAUCAAUAUCACUACCUUCUUUUU